Messenger RNA from Spodoptera exigua (beet armyworm), 1834 nucleotides. NCBI's taxonomy places the organism in Eukaryota, Metazoa, Arthropoda, Insecta, Lepidoptera, Noctuidae. The record is from the annotation of a GenBank genome assembly.
CUUACACCCGCAUUAAGACGCGAGAAGUCACAGAGAUCGCGCGUGUUUACAUGAAACAAGUUAAUAAGUAGUUUAGUAGUUACAUAUUCAUACAAAAUGGCAAAAAUCGUUUCAACUUUAAUUCUAUUGAUUGUUAUUACCACCGUCCAAGGACAAGCACCGGAAUAUGAAGAAGUCAUAAAAGCAGCAAGGGCUGGCAAUUGGGAGCAGGUGCAAAAAAUAUUAAAUAGCAAUCUUGGGAAGCAAGCUGGAUGGAUGCCUCCUUCAUUCGAUAGCUUACGGGAGCUGAAGCCAGAAAAUGGUGGCCAUGUCUAUGGAGAAGCUGAGUACGCCUAUCAUUCUGCCUCCAACAUCAAUGGCAGAACCACGGAGCAGAGCGCUGGACAUAAAAUCAUAAACGAAGAUGGCAGAGUCAAGGAAUUUGACUUCACACCAAGCACGGACUAUUCUCCUGUUAUCCAGUCCGUCAUCUCUCCUGUCAUUCAGAAGGCCGGUGACUAUGGAGCAGCAGGUUAUAACCAGCAAUAUGCUGGAUCAGGAGCUGGUAAGCCAAAUAUAGCCGGUCAAAGAUUGAACAACAAUCUGCAACAGGAUUAUUACCCAAGAAAUUCAGCAAAUCUAGCUCUCCCUGUCCCCCACCUGAGUUUUACCAACGUGCGUGAUCUGAAGCCACCACAGGGCGGCCAUGUUUACGGUGAAGCUCAAUACGCCUACCACACAGCAUCGAACAUCAAUGGCAAGAAAUCAGAAGACUCCGGCGGACACAAGAUCAUCAACAAUGAUGGCAAAAUCAAAGAAUUCGAUUUCACACCAAAACCCAAAUUUGGUCCUCUCAAGAAAUUACCUUUAGCAGUACUUGACAAAGACAUCGGGGAAUUAAAGAGCCUAUUUCUACAGUAAUUUGGAUAAAUAUGGAAAAAUCUGAAUGCGUUUGCCAUGACUUAAAAUUUUUAUAUUAAUUUUGUUGAGGAAUCGAAAGAUAAAUUGUAAAACAAAUUAAAUACGUUUAAGAUUUCUAUAACUAUUAUUGUGGAAUAUUUGUGUAUAAAUUCAAAACUUCGAAUUAUAAAAUGAAAACCACACGGUAAAGAAAUGGAAAUACAAUAUUAAGUGAACAACGACUAACCUAAAUUAAUCAACACUUUAUACGCAGUUCGAUAUUACCUACACUAGAUAUUAAGUUAGAUAUAUUUAGUACCUACAAGAAAAAGAAAUUACAACUUCAUUUAUGCUCGUAGACAUUUUACAAAAUAGCGUAAGAAAGUUUAUGUGACGCUGUGUUCUUUUGCUAUGCGUAUAUAGCCAGGCACCAAAAAAUUACAUUGUGUAAAAAACGAAAAGGUUUGCCUCCAAAAAUUUGCGAACAGGCACAUUAUAUGCCUGUUCGCAAUUUCGCGCUUAUUCAAAUUUGUGUCUUACAGUAUUUGUAUUAAAGUACUAAAUGACGAAAAAGAUGUUGUUGCCUGAUUAAUAUUAACUCAACUUACUCUUGCUAAUAUUAUAAAUGCGAAAGUUACGAUGUUUACAAACAAACAAACUUUUUAUUAUAACUUUCGUGAGACAUUCUAAAUUAUUUAUUAUGUUUUCGGCUUACUCACGUAAUAAUUUGACGAUAUACUCGACUAGUUUCAGGAAAUUUGUCACAGGCAUAAGAUACACUCCGGAAUAGGACAUAGGCUACUUUUUAUCAACAUACUAGCGAAGCCGCGGACGAAAGCUAGUAUUAACAUAAUAUUGAGUUUGAUCGUAAGCACCAAAAUUCUAUAAAUGCGAAUUUAAUACGAAUAUUUAUAUACCUAACCUAUAAUUUAUAUUUUAACAUUUUUUAUUUUUU